AUGCCAGAUAAAAAUAAAAAGCGCAAGAACAAUAAAAAUAAAAGGAAGAACAAAGGGCAGCACCAGCCAAGUAAUAAUAAUACACGUAUUUCAACUGAAGCAUGUGACCAGAGACCGGAAUGUGUUAAAAAAACUGAUUGUUCGCAAAUAACAAGAGACGAAAUCACGGAAUCGCAAGUAAAACUUGUUGUUGAAGCUACUACUCACGCAGUGACCUCAAACGUUGAUUCUGAAAUCUCAACUGACUUAAAAGAACUACCAAAAGAAAUAGAAUCUUCUAGUGCUAUACCACCCUAUCAAUCAACGUCAGAUGCAGGCAUAAUAACUAUAGAAAAUACUCAAUUAUUCGAAGCUUAUAAAGUAGAAUCUCCAGAAAAAUCUAUAAAAUCAAUACCAAAAUUGCGAAGUGAUAUAAAAAGUAAAAGUGUUGAUAAUGAUGAUCGACCAAUUAUUGUAGAAAUAGUUGAAGGCUUUGAUAAAAAUGAGCUUAGCAGUUCCUUGGCAGACUCAAAUAAUAUUCUUAUCACUGAAUUUGAGCCUGAGGUUGAAUGGGAAAACACCUGUGAUAUAAAAAACAAUAGUUACAUCGAAGAAGAUAAUGUAGCUCCAGGAGUAUUAUCUGUUAUUACUCUACCACUUAACGUAGCAGAAUGCGAAGAGGUUAAAUCUAUGAGCCCAGAAGAAGAGAAAUCUUUAAGACAAUAUUUAAAUACAUUACAGUUAUCUUCAAAUACAGGUGUUUAUAAAGAAUUGGAAAUAAAUCCAGAAAUAGAACAGCAAGUGAAUCAUGAUAUAAAACAACGCUUACGCAAGAAACCACAGGCUGAAGAAAGUUAUAGUUCUAUGACAGGACCUGCAAGAUCUUUACAUGUAAUUGAUGAAGAAGCAAGCGGGGAAUCUUCGUCAGUUUCGCGUCGUCAUUCUUACCUUAUUGAGAAAAAAAGUGAGGAUGAGGAGUUAGACGAUGAUGUUUUUUAUGCAACAAAUGAAACCAAACCAGAAAUAAAGUUAAGAAAGGGGCGCAAAUCGAAUAAUUUAAUAAGUCAAGAAUGCAUACGUGUUGAUGCUCAGCUUAAAAAUCCAGAGAUAACUGAAGCAAGAGGUUCCUGGACGACGUCGACUGUUGAAAAAAUUACAGGAGCUGAAAUUGUAUAUCUGACAGACUCAUCCAGUAGCACUAGUUCGCUUUAUGAUAAUAAUGAUAUCGAAGAAAAAAAUGACGAUAGUGAUGUGUCUGUUCGUAUUAUAACACCGACUAUUGAAGUCAUUGAUGCUGAUAAAUUCUUAAAAAAUGAUUAUAAUUUUAAUAUUGUCAAGUCACAACUUGAUCAUAAAAUAAACAAUAACGGCUUAAACGAUUAUAAUGAGAAGGUAAACCAGAAUUUUGACAGUAAUUAUUCUGAAAACGAACAAAAUGAAAGAUAUAAUAAGAAUAUAUCUAAAGAAAAUCACGAGAUUCUUGUUUUAUCAACAGACAAUAUAAAUACCAAUCUAUUCGUAAAAGAUGUAGAAAAGAAUAGUUCUGAAAUACCGACUACAUCGGUGGAUACCAAAAAAGUGGUAGAUAAUUAUGAUCUUGAAAUAAAAGUUUUGAAAUGUGAACUUAACGAUGCUAUUAAUAAUUUAAUAAAGGAAGUAGUCUCAGAAACAGAUGCAACGCGAGAAUAUCGCAAUGAUUCAUUAGAACGGCAAGAUUCAUCUAGCAGCGUUGGCUCGUCCCAAUGUACUGCAAAGUAUAAUCCUAAGUGUUCUUCACUUAAUGAUAUUUCUAUGGCUGAAUUUGAUGAAAUUGAUAAAAGUAAUGAAUCCCAGACACAAACAAGCGAAAGUAAAAGUCACGUUAAAGAUGUCAUAACAAAUGUUCAAAAUAUAAACCGCCAUAAUAUUACAUAUGAAAAGGCCAUCGAAACCCCAAGUCUUCGAGAUAUGUGUUUGGAAAAAAUUAGUAACUUGCCAUAUGGUGAACAGAUAUUAGAAGAAUUAGCCAGUGUAUCGGAACGAUUGCAAACAUUAAGUGACCACGCUGCUCCUAUUGGUUUAUCAAGAAUCACAACUUUCAAGGAUACCAAUAGUGUAAUACAAAAUGGAUCUAAUGUCAACACGAUAUCACGUGACAAAGUUGUAACCCCUCCUGCUGUACAACCUCGCAAAUCUUCGUUAAAAAUUAAUCAAGACGAUACUUUAAAAAUUAAUUCUAUAAAAUCAGAGAGUAUGCGAUAUAACUGUCUAUCUCCUUCGCAAAAAAUGUUAAUGGAGACAACCAAUUCACUAUCACAUCUCAAAAAUACAAAAACUUCCGAACAAAAAGAAAACGUAGAAAACAAAAACGAAUUGUCUAAUCCGAUUAAUAAAAAUACGAUUGAUGUGCCAUUUAAAUCACAAACUGGAAGUCGUUUAUUAGCAUUAUUACGUAAUCCAUCAGUGGCUACCAAUUCACAUAAACCAAAAUUAAACGAUGAUAAUAUUUCUAAUAUAUAUGAGAGACAUACAAGUCAAGGCCAUACAAUGUCCAAACCAACAAGAGAACAAAGUAUACAUAGCACCUCAAAUAGUUUGAAGCCUAUACCACCGCCAAAGCCGAGAAAAUAUUCAUCAUCUUUGUACGAAAGUGAUGAGUCAUCAGAUUUUAUUGAUAAUUCUUUUAAGUCAGUGAAAAACCAUAAAAAAUAUUUUCACUUCUCGACCGGCAACUUAAGUCAAGAGAUAGAAGAUGAUAUUUCCUCUAUUCAAAAUAUGCACAGACAUUAUAAUGACAUGUUUAGGCAAGCAAGAGAAGAUCUACAUCCAAGACGUCCAUCUUUGCCUAAAGAUUUAUGUGAUCAACAAAUGGAAUAUAUUCGCCGAAAAGAAAAAGAAGUUGAAGCAGAAAUUGAUCGACUAGAAAGGGAACGAAUUAAUACGCCUCAAAAAAGAGGACCUAGGGCCCCUAUGUUAAAUGAAGAGUUUGAAAGUGAAUCUUUUAAGUCAUUCAAUCGCAUUAGAAAUAGCCAAAGUCACGGGGUUUUACCGUCGCUUAUUUCACCAAGUCCCGGAAAAUUGUCAUCAGUAUUUAGUAAAAGCCAAGAAGAAUUAUUAAGAAAUAAAAUGUAUUCUGAAUAUCUCAGCCAAAUGGCAGAACGCGAGGAAAGAAAACAAAAGAAGAUUAUUAAAAUAACCAAAACACCGUGCUCAAGUAAUUCGUAUUCCAAGAGUUCAUCGGAAUUAACCAUUUUCGAUUCCAAAGUUAACAAUCGUAUUGAAAGAGAAUUUAUUGACAGAGCUAAGGAUAGGUGGAAUAAAUUGGGCUUUAAGGAUCCAGAAACGGAAGAUGAAUAUGAUAGAAACUCUAACAGAGAACCAAAAGUGAUUGAACAUAAAAUAAAAGUGAUUGAUUCGGGUGAAGAAAAAGACGUUCAAAAAUUGCCAAGUCACUUACAAGACUUUGUGAAGUUUAGAGCGAAAGACAAAAGUGUUAAAAGUGAGAGUCCUGGUGAGUCGGAAUCCAAAGAAACUGCUUCGCAUGGUGUGGUUUUGUGUGCAGUGAUAAUAUUAAUAUUAACAAUUACUAAAUAUAUAUUUCGGUUAUUCCGCCGUUGA
This is a messenger RNA of Pieris macdunnoughi, 3576 nucleotides long. NCBI's taxonomy places the organism in Eukaryota, Metazoa, Arthropoda, Insecta, Lepidoptera, Pieridae. The record is from the annotation of a GenBank genome assembly.